Molecule: messenger RNA, 1400 nt
Organism: Ooceraea biroi (clonal raider ant)
Lineage: Eukaryota; Metazoa; Arthropoda; Insecta; Hymenoptera; Formicidae
Gene: Rfk
Product: Riboflavin kinase
Biological process (GO): riboflavin biosynthetic process; FMN biosynthetic process
Cellular component (GO): mitochondrion
Molecular function (GO): riboflavin kinase activity
Source: RefSeq, a predicted model, not a curated record
AUAGCAAUAAAAACUAGAAUUCUUUAAGUCACUUAAUGAUGACAUGUUGUAACACAUGAUUUAUUUAUACGACAUAUCACUGACCGAUAGUAUUCAUGGUUUUAAAUAGUUUAAUCAAAAAUUUCAAUAAUAAUCUCUAUCGCAUUAGCGUUACUCUAAUCAAUAAAAAGAAAUAUCGCUUGAUAAUAAUAAAUAAAAUUGGCACAGUUGAAACAAUAUCGACGUGUACUUUAAUAAUGAAAAAUAGAACAAGAAAUGUAUCAUUAAUGUAAAAAAAAAAACUGUUAGUAAUUCUUAUCUUUAUUUAAUUUUCUUAUCCUUAUCUAAUUUUCAAUUGCAAAUUUAAUAGAAAAGUUACAAAGUUACACGACUCAUUCAUAAUUGAGCAAAAUGGUUAAACUUUCCCAAAGAAGAGAAAUCUUUUAUUCAGCUCUCACGCUACAAUUCAAGAAAUCGGGACGUACAAAUAUAAAAUAGUCAUCACGAAGAUUUCUUCAUCGGCUUAAAACGGCUUAACGUAACGCGAGACGUAACGCGUGUCCUAUCAGCGAGGACGUGCCACGUCAUAUAAUCGCGCGUUUUUCUCGAUAGCUUCUCGGCGAGCGCGAUUUUCUCAUUCGUGCAGAACAGCGCUGGCUUGCGUGCAAUGAGCGAGAAUCAUGGGCAACAAAGCAUUGCCGUACUUUGCAUCCGGACCUGUCAUCAGGGGCUUCGGUAGAGGUUCCAAGGAGCUCGGUAUUCCGACAGCCAAUCUGCCGGAACCUGUGAUAAAUGCUUUGCCAAACGAUUUAGACACUGGAAUUUAUUAUGGCUGGGCUUCCUUGCAUGGACAAGUUUACAAAAUGGUCGCGAGUAUAGGAUGGAAUCCAUAUUACAAGAAUCAGAAAAAAUCAUUGGAAGUUCAUCUGCUACACGAAUUUCAAAAUGAUUUUUAUGGUGAAGAAUUGAAAGUGAUAAUUACUGGAUACAUACGACAAGAAAAAGAUUUCUCUUCUGAAGAGGAACUCGUCAAAGCGAUAAAGAAUGAUAUUGCAAUCGCGGACGAACGAUUAGAAGAACCUACUGUAAACAAGUUAAAAGAUGACGACUUCUUAUUCAAAUGAUUAAUAAUAAAUAUUAUCCUUAUCUAAAUAAUAAGUAUAGUUUUAGUUGCUCUUGCAAAUUUUCUUUUUAUUAUAUAGUAAUAAUUAUAUAGUAAAUAUUAUAUGGUAGUAAUAAUAUAACACAAACACGAAACUGUUACAUUCUUACGAAUUGGAUUAAAGAUUACACAUGUUAAAAAAAAAAAGAUAUAUGUACACUGUAGUAUAAAACAAGAAACUCACAUCUGAAAUUCACAUUUAUACGAUGUUAUAAAUUAUACAUAACUUUUUUUUACAUAAUAAAGAUUACAGAAAAUG